Molecule: messenger RNA, 529 nt
Organism: Octopus bimaculoides (California two-spot octopus)
Lineage: Eukaryota; Metazoa; Mollusca; Cephalopoda; Octopoda; Octopodidae
Product: active breakpoint cluster region-related protein
Biological process (GO): signal transduction; positive regulation of GTPase activity
Cellular component (GO): membrane
Molecular function (GO): GTPase activator activity
Source: RefSeq, a predicted model, not a curated record
UCGUUAUAAACCCUACUACUCAAUUAUGCUCGAUAAUGACUCCAUCAAGACAUACGAUAUGGAAUUUUUAUCUGACGUUAGAACAGAAGAUAUCAGGACAAUAUUACACGAACUACAGAAAACUCGAAAACAAUAUCAGAUUAUUUUGGAUAUGGCUAAAUGUAUGUGUAAACCAGUAUACAAAUGGCAAUUAAGUUGUUGGCAGAAAUCCCUGUUUAGAUACGAGUAUGAGUUGACUCUUCUUGUGCCCAGCUUAAGGUUGAUUAUCCAGGAGCAAAACGGACACAAAAAUAUGUUCCUCUUCUCUUCCCUUGUAGAGCUGCUCACCUGGAAGGACCUGAUCAGCAACUCCCGCUGUGGAGAAACUGAAUACCAUAUUUGCCUGAAUUUUAUCUCUCAAUAUUCUAAGAUUGACCGGCUGCCAUGUGACACUGAUACAAAAAACAGCCUACUUCACAGUUCGGGAACUCUCAACGUCUACGUCCACCAGAUCCGAAGCUGUGACUGCACCCUUCCUCCAGGUUUGUAA